Messenger RNA from Cicer arietinum (chickpea), 947 nucleotides. RefSeq names its product protein L-isoaspartyl methyltransferase 1 (gene PIMT1). The record is from RefSeq and is a predicted model, not a curated record. Gene Ontology annotation, biological process: protein modification process. Gene Ontology annotation, cellular component: cytoplasm. Gene Ontology annotation, molecular function: protein-L-isoaspartate (D-aspartate) O-methyltransferase activity. Lineage: Eukaryota; Viridiplantae; Streptophyta; Magnoliopsida; Fabales; Fabaceae.
AAAAUAAAAAAAGAAAGAAUGAGUAAACCCCUUUAGACAUUGUUCCCACUUUCCAGUAGCAUUUAUCUGCGUAACUUUAACUCUACGCUGAUCUGUGUCACACUGAUAACAUCUCUACGAUGGAGGUAAGCAAUACUGGUCUGGGAGUGCCAUCAAUGAAAACAAAGGGAUGGUGGAGAAUUUGCAGCGUUAUGGAAUAAUCAAAUCUAGUAAGGUAGCUGAAACAAUGGAAAAAAUUGACAGAGGUUUAUUUGUACCUAAUGGGGUUCAACCUUACAUAGACAGCCCUAUGUCUAUAGGCUAUAAUGCCACUAUAUCUGCACCUCACAUGCAUGCCACCUGUCUUCAAUUGCUGGAGAAUUAUCUACAACCUGGAAUGCAUGCUCUUGAUGUUGGCUCUGGGACUGGGUACCUGACUGCGUGCUUUGCCAUGAUGGUUGGACCCAAUGGCCGUGCUGUUGGGGUGGAACACAUUCCUGAGUUGGUUUCCUUUUCAAUCAAUAAUAUUGAAAAAAGUGCUGCCGCUCCACAAUUGAAAGAUGGUUCCCUUUCUGUGCAUGAGGGUGAUGGAAGACAGGGUUGGCCUGAGUUUGCUACUUAUGAUGCCAUUCACGUUGGAGCAGCGGCACCAGAAAUUCCGCAACCACUAAUCGACCAGUUGAAGACAGGUGGUCGAAUGAUUAUUCCUGUUGGAAAUGUAUUUCAAGAUUUAAAGGUUGUGGAUAAGAACUCCGAUGGUUCUAUCAGUAUCCGGACCGAGACUUCUGUUCGAUAUGUGCCUCUCACUAGCAAGGAAGCUCAGCUUAAAGAGUAAUGAUAGGGAAGUGGAAGCAAAAUCCUGAAUUAGGGUGGUUGAUGCUUUUGGAUAUUUGUGGUUGUAUGUACGACAUGCCACCAUCUGUAAGAAUUUGUAUAUGUAUUAUGUCUUUGGUUAUCUCCAUGUGUUA